Messenger RNA from Dermochelys coriacea (leatherback sea turtle), 9301 nucleotides. RefSeq names its product potassium voltage-gated channel subfamily A member 3-like. Gene Ontology annotation, molecular function: protein binding; delayed rectifier potassium channel activity. Gene Ontology annotation, biological process: protein homooligomerization; potassium ion transmembrane transport. Bases 21 to 1757 code for a protein of 578 amino acids. The transcript has 2 exons. NCBI's taxonomy places the organism in Eukaryota, Metazoa, Chordata, Testudines, Dermochelyidae. The record is from RefSeq and is a predicted model, not a curated record. Gene Ontology annotation, cellular component: voltage-gated potassium channel complex; membrane.
CUCUCCGGCCGGGCCCCCCUAUGGACGAGCACCGGAGCCUGCUGCGCUCGCCGGCCGGCUCGUCCUCCAGCAGGCACCCGCGGGGCGGCGGCAGCAGCAGCAGCCACCACAACCCGGGCUACACCGAGCCGCCGCCCCCCGAAGCCCCCCAGCCCGGCCCCGAGCAGGAGGAAGGCGAGAAAGGGGAGGGCGGCAUGACCGUGGUGGUGGGUGGGGGGGACCCGCUCCUGGAGGAGCCCCAGCACCCCCACCCGCUGCGGGCGGGGGAACGCUACGACCACCCCCCGGCCCACGUCCCGCCGGCCCCCGGCCACCACCCGGAGCACGAGUGCUGCGAGCGGGUGGUGAUCAACAUCUCGGGCCUGCGCUUCGAGACCCAGCUCAAGACCCUGGCCCAGUUCCCCCAGACCCUGCUGGGCGACCCCCGCAAGCGGAUGCGCUACUUCGACCCCCUGCGCAACGAGUACUUCUUCGACCGCAACCGGCCCAGCUUCGACGCCAUCCUCUACUACUACCAGUCCGGGGGCCGCAUCCGGCGCCCGGUCAACGUGCCCAUCGACAUCUUCUCGGAGGAGAUCCGCUUCUAUCAGCUGGGCGAGGAGGCCAUGGAGAAGUUCCGGGAGGACGAGGGCUUCAUCCGCGAGGAGCAGAGGCCCCUGCCUGAUAAGGAGUUCCAGCGCCAGGUGUGGCUCCUCUUCGAAUACCCGGAGAGCUCCGGGCCGGCCAGAGGCAUUGCCAUUGUCUCAGUCCUCGUCAUCCUCAUCUCUAUCGUCAUCUUCUGCCUGGAGACCCUGCCUGAGUUCAGGGACGACCGUGACUAUGAGGGGACAGGGGGGACCUUCGGCACGAGCAGCGGCCCCUUGGCAAUGGACGUCUUCACCAACUCCUCCUCCUCAGCUGUCUCGAUGGUGUCGUCCUUCACCGACCCCUUCUUCGUGGUGGAGACACUGUGCAUCAUCUGGUUCUCUUUUGAGUUGCUUGUCCGCUUCUUUGCCUGCCCCAGCAAGGCCACCUUCUCCAAGAACAUCAUGAACAUCAUCGAUAUCGUGGCCAUCAUCCCCUACUUCAUCACCUUGGGCACGGAACUGGCUGAGAGGCAGGGGAAUGGCCAGCAAGCCAUGUCCCUGGCCAUCCUCAGGGUCAUUCGGCUUGUCCGGGUCUUUCGCAUCUUCAAGCUCUCACGACACUCCAAAGGGCUGCAGAUCCUGGGGCAGACCCUCAAGGCCAGCAUGCGGGAGCUAGGCCUCUUGAUAUUUUUCCUCUUCAUCGGCGUCAUCCUCUUCUCCAGCGCCGUCUACUUCGCUGAGGCGGAUGACCCCACCUCAGGCUUCAGCAGCAUCCCGGAUGCCUUCUGGUGGGCGGUGGUGACCAUGACCACGGUGGGCUAUGGGGACAUGCACCCAAUUACCAUUGGGGGCAAAAUUGUGGGGUCCCUCUGUGCCAUUGCCGGGGUGUUGACCAUUGCCCUUCCUGUGCCUGUGAUAGUCUCCAACUUCAACUACUUCUACCACCGGGAGACCGAAGGCGAGGAGCAAGCCCAGUAUCUGCACGUAGGGAGCUGCCAGCACCUCUCCUCUACGGAGGAGUUGAGGAAGGGGCGUAGCAAUUCCACCCUGAGCAAGUCGGAAUACAUGGUGAUAGAGGAGGGGGGAAUCAACAACACUGCAUUCAAACAGGCUGCCUUUAAGACGGGCCACUACACGGCUACAAACAAUCCCAAUUGUGUGAACAUCAAAAAGAUCUUCACUGAUGUUUAAAAAAAACAACCCAAGCCUCUGAGGAAAUGUUGAAAUAAUAAUAAUAAUAAUGCCAAGUGACCAUGUAAUCAGUAUUAUCUGGAACAUGCAUCAUCAUUGGUCUGUAUGCGCUCUUGUUUUACACCUAUAUUUUUUAGAUCAUUCCUUUUAAAGAACAAAGACGAGGAUUACAAAAUAAUCGGAAGAUAAGAGGGUGGGGGUGGCUGUGGAAAGGAAGAUAACACGCUCCCCGUUGAAACAGGUGUUUAUUCUGCAACACAUUGCAGGGCUGCUUUAUGGGGGGUUUUUUUGGACAGCUUGCCUCUUUUCUCCUUUUUGCAAAGAGCGGCUGUGUAGCCAAUUUCCCUUUCGAUCACACACACAUGCACCUGUUGGACUGAAAACCGUGAGUCAGAAGGGAAGAAAUAACAUUAUAUUGCAGAGCCUGUUUGCAGGCAAGGGGAGGGAAUAACCAUUUAAUUUUGCAAAGCAUCUCUGCUACCACAUUGUUAAAUGAUGCUUAAUAUUGAACGUGUAGUGUAUGUCCUUAAUGGGCACAUCUUUGAUUUCUUUUCUUCCCCAGCCAGAUCGUCUAUGAAAUUCUAAUCUGUUCAGAAACCCAAGUAUAAUCAGUUUUGUUUUAAUCAGAAAAAUGCCCCCAUUCUCUAUUCCUAAUUCCCUUCUCCCACUACUGUAUGGAAUUGUUUCUUCCAACCCGAAAUUCCUGGCUGCAUGGUGUGUAUGGGGAAAUGUUCUUCCCACAUGGAAAGGUUUAACAAUUGACUAUCCAAACAGCAUCCUGAGUGUUUGAACAUCCUAUGAUGCCAAUGCAGAUUGGGGAUAGUUAAGCUCCCAUUAAAUCAGUAAUGGGCUUUUUGAAGCGGCUGCAGCCUCAAACAAAACCUAUCAAGAGCCUAGAAACAAAGGGGGGGGCGGGUAUUUCUGUCCAUUUCCAAUGCAUCUGAGAUAAUCGUCUGCAUCUAUCACAAGAAGAUUAAAGUGACAAAAUCCUUCCAGCGGAAGUUACUAAUUCGGACCUGAGUGAUGCAGUUUCCAUAGCAACCCUGGUUUCCUGGGAAACCCCAAAAGGUUGUCAUGGUAUCCCUUCACCGCAUCCCCCUUCAUCCUGUGCUGUUUCCACAGUAACCCUUCCAGAUGGUUCCAACUUCUGUGAUUCCACGGAAAAGCCGCUGCCCUGGUAAACCGCACACAUACAUACAGAGAGUUAAUCCUGGAGAGAUUUAGGAGUAGAAAGUAGUCAUUAUCCUAGAUGCAUGCAUGGUUCUUUAGAUCUGAAACAUUCCUGAAAUCCUGGUACCUAGCGAAUCAAGAAGCAAAAUGAUCAUCCCUGGAAUGCUGCUGCGCACAUGUGCUGAAUAAAACACCUGUUCAUAGGCAAUAAACGCAACAAACCUCCAAAUUACCCUUGCUAUCCAGUUAAUAUUUGGGCAGUAAAACUGAAAAUUGAUUCUCUAUAUGCAAAUCUAUACAUCUGCUCAGGAGUUCUAGAAAGGCGAUCUCAUCCCUGAUGGAAUAAACCAUACUUAAACGUAUGGUACGUGAAGGAGAUUUUUCAAAAAACCCUCCCUCCAACACCAAACAGCAAUUCCACUUGCAACUGUAUAUGGCACUGAACAACCAGACAGGAAACUUUUUAACGCAAAAGGCUAUCAAUUUUUUGACACUGGGGAUGUGUGGAUGCGGAGUAAGCAGAGAUCUAUAAAGUGCAGGGGUGCAAAGUAACCAAAACCCUGUGGGAAAAUAUGCCUGCCUUGUCUCAUCCAAGUCAGCAGCCGUGGAACAUCAGACAGAAACAGGGCACGAAGAUUUCAAAGGUUCUUAAAGGGGAUCUGUGCGCAAGAUGUGUUCCACUUUGCCUUAAAAAAAAAAAUCCAAACACUUUCUUUCAAAGCUGUUAUUUACCCUGCCCAACAGAAAACAGAAGUCAUCUCAACGUAAGAGCUACAAAACUAUAGCUGGCCAGUAAAAUAUUUAUUAAAAGAAUCAGACACAUCAAGAAUGCAGUGACUAGUUAUAUUCUGAACAUCAUGGACUGAACGGAUGGAUGGAUGGAUGGCCUACCCUAUUAUGUAUGCAGUACUUUAACUUCUUGUGACAUAAAGAGUUCUACAUGUUAUCUGUGUUUUUUAAAAAGUGCAUUAUGUAGAAGGGAACAUCUUUUCAGCCAGAAGAUUAUCUUCAAACCAGGUGCAAUAUAAUAAUGAGACCGAACAAAGCCAGGAAAAGGCAGAAGGGGGCAGAAAGUCACGUGGACCUUAUUUCAGCCUUUUAAAAAAAACAACAAAAACCCCAUACACUCAUGAAAGAUUAAACAACCAGAAUGGAAAUGUUAAACAAAGCAGCUAAUAAACAAUCCAAAUGUUUUAUUUGUAACAAUUUAGCUGCUCUUGCUGUUUUAUUUCAAAUGACUUUAUCACAGGCUGUGUCCAGCCAUGAGAAAUGAAUGAGUAAUGUUCUAUUUUUCUGUGAAAUGUUAGUUAUAACUAGGUAUGUUCUGUACCAAAGGAUUUCCAGUUUACUCUAGCCCUCAUUACACUAGGAGAAAAGGGUAACAUCAUCCACUGAUGCCGAAGAGGAAGGCGUUGAAGCAUCAGCUAACAAGCUGUGCCUGGCUUUAAAAAGCAAUUCAGUUUAAAAGAAAAACUAAAGUGUCCGGGUCGAUAGCUGUGGGAGCUAGGGGUGACUAAUAGUGACCCUAGCAUCACCAUAAUUCACUCCUCAUUUCACAGACAUCAAUUCUCCCUCUUCUACAGUAUGUUGAACGUUAUCAGGAGUGCAUAUUAUAGUAUUGGUUUAUAAUACUAGAAUAAAAAAGGAGUCCGUAACGUUAUUUAUGUAACAACUGCUGUUUUAUUUUACAUCAGUUCGUUAUUUUCCCACUGACAUCCAGUGCACCGAGGUUAAAGAGAGAUGCAGCAAAUCAUUCCUUUAGCGCGCUGAUAAAGUGGAACCUCUCGCAUUUGGAGUGAUGUCUGAGAGACACGCUGCCGACGACAAUGUUGUCAGCAAGUAGGCGAGCAAUUGCAGAGGGAAGGAGAGUGCCUCACAAAGAAUCCUUUGUUCAUUUACUGACCAUUACGAUACUUGGUUGUUUUUGCUAGUAACACUAGUGUAUUAAAUAAAGCCCAGAUUUUAGCUUAUGGUCGAGGAGCCUACAGCAUCAAUCGGGGAAAUGGAUGUGAAAAGAUAGCAUAAAGCUCACCUUUACAUUCCCACCCCGACUGUAUACGAGUCGGGUCCCAUGGUAUAAAUUAUGCUGGCUGGAAAGGACUUAGGGAACAUCUACACAGCAAACAAACUUCGGUGGCUGGCCUGGAUCAGCUGACUCAGACUCACAGGGCUCUGGCUGCAAAACCGCUAUGUAAAUAGCAGCUAGGGAUUGAGGAAUGCAGGGAAGUCCUGAGAACACCUUCAACCCCACCAGCAGCAGGAAGUGGGAUGGCCUAGGGGCUGUUGACUGAUUGUGCCACCACAGUAUCCCCAGCACUGGUUACACUAGCACCCGCUCGUGUCAGGAGCUGCACGCCACAGUGAAGACACUUGUCCAAACCCUGCUCUGGCACAUGGGACUUCAGUACAGCAUCCUCCGUGCUGAACUCUUUGCUCCGAAGCGUGGGAAGAUGCCACGGUGGGGUAGGAAUCUUAAGGUGUGCAGAUCAGCGAGGUGCAAUUGUAAUCACUGCUUAUUGGGAAAACUAGCAAUAGGCCUUCCUCUUCCUCCUCCUAAUAUAUAUAGCACCCAGCUGCAUUCUAAGCAAGGGAUUCUUCUCCCCGUCCAGAAGCGUAGCCACUUGGGAGAUCAGAUGCGUGGGUGUGAGGAGCACUAGCUCAUCUGCUGUGCCUGUUUUCCCUAGGACAGUACAGGGAAAUAGCAGCUCUCUGUAUUUUGAUGAUGGGACUCCAGCAAAGCCAAACUGCGAAGAGGCAGACAAGCCCCCAUGUGUUGCUCUAAAAAGUUUCUCCCCGCCCAGAGUUCGUUUUCAGACAUUCAUCCCCCUGCAUCGCUCCAUCUGACACCUUGCCGACAUCCACUCAAAGCCGUACCAAACACGGACAGUACUUCGCAGGAGGAGUAGGGUUAUGACUGCAAUAGGUUUCGAGUCUUGUAUAAAAAGGAAAUAUCAUAGACAGGGCCCGAUCCAAAGCCUGUUGAAGCUGAUGGGUUUCGGAUGAGGCUCUGCAUGGUAUUACUUAAAAAAAAAUCCCAAAACACCCCACCCCAUUGUUUAUUUUUAACCACAUCACGGCAGCUGUUUUCGCAGAGGCUGCUUGUCAACCCAGAUUGAGACGGAGUUGGUUCUCUCUGCCGUGGGGGAUAGAGAAGCAACAGCAGAACCACCACCAUAUGAAGAAAUAGCAUGAACAGAGGCAGUGAAAGCAGGACGAGUGGAGACUCUCUGUUGGGGCCGUUAUUCUCUUUUGGGUCAGUAUCCCAAGAGCAUUUUCAAUGUAUAUGAAAUUCAGCUGUUACAGGAAACAGAAUAAAGACCAUUGUCUAUUGUACAGUUGGCUAGAACAAACAUCCCCAUCUUUCCAACUAAUGGUAAAGUGUGCUUGGAGUGGAAGCUUACACACACACACACACACACACACACACUCUCUCUCUCUCUCUCUCUCUCUCUCUCUCUCUCUUCAAACCAGGAUACCAGGCAAUCAGGCCAUGUGCGAGAAAUGCUUUCAAACGGGACUCUAAGUCCAGAAAAACAUUUAAAAAAAAUAAAUAUCCUACCCACCCUGGCAUACAGGCUCUACAAAACAAAAAUUUCUUUAGAGAGAAUUUUUUAGGCUACGAAGUCAACCGAUUGGCCUGUGUUUCACUUUGCACUGGAGCUAUGAAGAGGAAUCAAACUGAAAUUAACUUCUUCAAAACCUUGGGUUUGGGCUGGAUCGACAGGGGCCUGUUUGUAGUUCACAAUUGCCAGCCUGGUCUGAUUGUGAGGCCUGGCUGUUGUAAGAUCCUCCUAAUGCACAACUGGUGCUCAGUUUAUAAAAUUAGCUGUUGGUGGUAGGGAAUAAUUUCCUUGAAGGGACAUGGCUAAUCUUGUUUAGGCCUCAAAACUUAUCUACCUGAAAACUGUCCAGGCCUUUAAGAACAAAACAAAAAAAGCCACAUACACACAAACCUCACCCCCGCAAAAUCCUUUUCUUGAAUUCUUCCCUUCCCUCCCCCAAAGUAAAGAAAUAUUUCUGCUAGUGUCACCAGACCAGAGGCCACAGGGUGAAUGCCCAUAUACCGUGACCAUCAUCAUUCAUUAAGGCAGGUCUUCUGGUUCCUGAAGACAGUGGUAACUGGAGCUGGGAGUCUGUGUAGGGGGGAACCUGGCAGAGAGUUUGUUCAGUGCACAUGGCCAGUCAGGGGUGUGAAGGAAGGAGAAGGCUAAGAGAAUGAGCAGAACCCUUGAUCAUUGGUGGCUGAGUGGGCUUCUCCAAGUGAAAUCCUCCCGUUUUGGAGAUUAAGAUAGAGCCUUGAGGUUGAGGGUCCAGGACUUUGGAUUGAGCUAGAGGUGGUAGCAAUGGAAGGGAAGAGGUGGCUGAACAGGAAGAGACUGUUUGCUUGGCUAUAAAGCCGGGACAUAGUAAGAUGGAAAGGGAAGGAGGAAGCGUUUGGAAAACAAUUGGCCCUGCAGUUUGUGGAGUUCCUGGCACCAGUUCAAAGUCAGAAUGGCAGGAUGUUCGAACCCCCAUCGCCACUGUACCAGUGGCUCCACAAAGCAGAAGGGAGUGGAGUCCCCAGGCCUUUGGGUUGUAUAAAGAGAAGAGAAUGAGCGUGCUGGAGCAUCCAGGCAUGACGUGGCCACAAUGAGGUACCACGCUAGUCCAUGCGAGUCAGGCAAAUGCACCAGGCCCAGCCCUCCUCUCAUACGACCUUUCCCCCAGGGCUACUCCGCAGAGUUUAAUGGAACUGCUCCUGAUUCACACCAGCAGGAGAGCAGUGAGGCCGAAGAUCCGCAAGAAAAGGGGCGUGUUGUAUAAAUGGAGGGUGCCAAACUGAACCCUUCUGAGUUUAUUAAAAAAAAAAACUUUUUGGGUCAAUUAAGCUCAGUCCUGAAACCGUUUGAUCGCUAAUAGGAGUUAGAGCCCUUAGCACCUUUUAAAUGUGUAUGAAAAGAGCUAGCCGAAGGAGAGUUUCAAAAGCAGCUGAGUGAUUUAGGAGCACAACUCCCAUUGACUUUCAGCAUAACGCAUGCUCCCAAAUCUCUUAGUGGCUUUCGGAAAAAAAGCCCCAAACCUCCCCCUCUAGAGACUGAAAUGCUGCUUGUCCACAGACCAGCAUUGCCUAGAGGUGAAAGGUUCCGUUUUCCAUUAUCAAUCCCUGGAGGUAUCCAAUCCCAGAAACUCUGCUUUACGGAAUGAGGCCUUGCAAAGUAACACAGAUAAGUACAUUUAAAAAAAAUAAAUAAAAUAAAAUAAAAGACAUUGGGCCAGAUCCUCAGCAAGUUUAACUUCACUGGAGCUGGGCUGAUUUACACGAGGCUAGGAUCUGGCCCUUAAACUAAGCCCAUAUCCCUUUAACUUCCUCUGUAUAUUUUUUCCUUCAUAUCUGUAGAUUCCCACAGGUCUUCUCUCAAUGCCAGCUCCCUCCUAUCAGAGCUAUUUGUGCAUCAGCUUCCUGACCUGUCAAUGAGCCCUUACAGGGUUGAAAACAAAGCCGAGUUAUGUGGCCCGAGCCUGGUAGGUAACACUCCUCCCCCCACGAGUGUCUCACUUGCAGUGAAGAAUCUCAGGAUUCUUGGGUUCUUGUGGGUAGGAUGUUUCAGACUGAAAAGAUGGAGCUUCUUUGCCCAGUGGGCAGGAUUCUCAGAAAAGGUUUAAGUCACUUAGUGGCACGCACACCAUUGAAAAAAAAAUAAAUAAAAUCAGUAGUUGACAGAGUAAGGCUGGAGAUUUUUCAAAAGGGCCUAAGUGAGUGAGGCACCCAAACCCCAUUGAAAUUCAAUGAGAGCUAGAUACCUAACUCCCUUAGGAUGCCAAAAGUAACAGUAAGAGGAAAUACUUCAAAGCACCUGGCAUAAUUUGACCAAAAGGAUGUGUGUCCAACACAGAGACAGUCUUACUCUGCACCCGGCCAAUAUUUAAAUCAAAGGAUCUGACACAUGGGGGCCAGAUUCUGAUCUCAUUUCCACUGGCAUAAACUAGAGCUAUUCCACUGACUUCAGUGGAUCUGCUUCUGAUGUAGCUGAGAUCAGAAUCAGGAGCCCUGGCUCUUGAUUUGGUGUAAUUUAUGGUCUCGCUCUCGAAUACUAAAAUGUUUGUUUACAGUGUUUCCUGCUGCUUAAUAUGCUUGCGGGGUUGGACUCUUGAGUCUUAAAAUGAAAUGAACAAAGGCUUCAGCAGAUUUGAAGUGAGCCUAAAGCCACUUGUGAAAGCACUUUUCCACCCCGUGAACAUUCAGGAAUCGAUUGGAUUGCAAACACAGGCAGAGUAUCAGUCUAGAGUCUGAUCCAGCACCUCUCAAGUCACGUGGGUAGCCCUUGCUCACACGACUUCAGUAAGAUUACUUACACGAGUAAGGGGGACAGAUUGGAGCCACACGUUGGCAUGAG